This is a messenger RNA of Eremothecium gossypii ATCC 10895, 459 nucleotides long. RefSeq names its product Elf1p (gene ELF1). Lineage: Eukaryota; Fungi; Ascomycota; Saccharomycetes; Saccharomycetales; Saccharomycetaceae. Gene Ontology annotation, cellular component: transcription elongation factor complex. Gene Ontology annotation, molecular function: RNA polymerase II complex binding. Bases 1 to 459 code for a protein of 152 amino acids. Gene Ontology annotation, biological process: transcription elongation by RNA polymerase II. The record is from RefSeq and is marked provisional. The transcript has a single exon.
AUGGGUAAACGGAAGAAGUCAUCUAGAACGCCAGUAAAGAAAGUAACGUUAAAACUGGAUAGUGCAUUCAACUGUUUGUUCUGUAACCACGAAAAAUCGAUUACCUGCACACUAGACAAGAAGAAUAGCAUAGGCUCAUUAUCAUGCAAAGUAUGUGGGCAACAGUUUCAAACCCGGAUAAAUGCGCUGUCUCAGCCAGUAGACGUGUACAGCGACUGGUUUGACGCGGUGGAGGAGGUGAAUGAAGGCCGCGCCAGCAGCAGCGAGGGAGAGAACAGCGACUCGGAUUAUGAAAGCUACAGCAGCGGCAACGAGAACGGCGCUCGUGGUGCACAGCAGGAUGGGCGGCACUCCCGCGUGCAGGAGGAGGUGGAUUCUGAUGAGGCAGAAUACUCAGAUAGCGAUAGGAUAGGCAACAGACGCGGUAGGAGCGCGUUGGUAGAUAGUGAUGAUGAAUGA